Molecule: messenger RNA, 1005 nt
Organism: Megalops cyprinoides (Indo-Pacific tarpon)
Lineage: Eukaryota; Metazoa; Chordata; Actinopteri; Elopiformes; Megalopidae
Gene: tpk1
Product: thiamin pyrophosphokinase 1
Exons: 10
Coding region: 185-940 (251 amino acids)
Biological process (GO): thiamine metabolic process; thiamine diphosphate biosynthetic process
Molecular function (GO): ATP binding; thiamine binding; thiamine diphosphokinase activity
Source: RefSeq, a predicted model, not a curated record
CAUCCUGAGUACUGAGAAGACUGUGCUGUCCACACAGUUUACGCUGAGUCUGGUUAACCCGGAAAUCCUGUUCAUUUGAGGGUACGAAUUAUCCUGUGUACGGAUUCAUACAAGGAGGGUCUUGGAUGCAAUUCGUUGACUGUUUGUAAGACUCCGGAAGCUCCUCUUUUGCCGGCAUACCGUCAUGGAUGAAGUGUUCACCCCUUUGGACUGCCUGCUUCAUUCAGGAAAACAGAAGAUAUGCUUGGUAAUCCUCAAUCAGCCCUUGGAUGAAGAUUUCCUGUACCUGCUCUGGGAUAAAGCUGCGUUGAGAGUGUGCGCGGAUGGAGGAGCCAACCACCUGUACCACCUCACGGCUGGGAGACGAGACAGCUACCUGCCAGACUACAUCAGUGGGGAUUUUGAUUCUAUUACACCGGAAGUCAAAGCGUUUUACAGCGAAAAGAAAUGCAAGUUGAUAGAGACAGAAGACCAGGAUCUGACCGACUUCACAAAGUGCCUCGCUAUCCUGGUGGAUGAGAUUAAGAAGCAGAGUUUGCAGGUGGAUACAAUCGUGACCCUUGGUGGGCUGGGGGGGCGCUUUGAUCAGAUCAUGGCCUCCGUGGAAACGCUCUUCCAUGCUCAGAAGAUGACAGAGCUGCCAGUGGUGGUCAUCCAGGGGUCAUCGCUGGUCUUUCUGCUUCGAGGGGAGAGGCGGUACUCGCUGAACGUGGACACCGGGCUGGAGGGUGAGUGGUGCAGCCUGAUCCCCAUAGGGGGGCCCUGUGUCACCACCACCACGGGGCUGAAAUGGAACCUUGAUAACCAGGUGCUGGACUUCGGGACGUUGGUGAGCACAUCGAACACGUACGAGCCCUGCGACCCCACGGAGGGCAGGCGCCCCGUGACCGUGCAGACAGACCGGCCGCUGCUGUGGAGCAUGGGGAUACAGGGGAAAUGAGCCCCCCCGAGAGGCAGCCUUAACCUCAUGUGCCUUCGGUCACCUCACAAAACAUGACCACCUCA